UGAGAAUGAUUCCAUUUUCAGCCAACGGAUUUUCUCUAACCGCAGUUUUUAAUUUCAAUACCAAUUCCAUAGAAAUACAAAAUAUAAAUAAAAACGAAGGAAAUACUGUUCUCCGACUACCCUCCUGUCCGAAGAAUGCAGUCUACGAUAUGAAUACAAAGCAAUGUCGACAAGUUAUCUACCACCCUCAACUAAACUGUACAACAACAGGUCUAAAUGAAUCUGAAUAUCACAUCACUAAUGAUGGUCUUCUAUACUUAAAUAAUACCCAUCGUUUACUGAACCAAUCAGAAUUCAGUUUCGAUGAAAAUGGUACAAUAAUCAUCUGUGUAAAAAAUCUUAUCAAUGUAUUACGAAAGUAUUCCGAAGCUGAAUCUUAUAUCACGUUAGUAGGGCUUAUAUUUUCUAUCCCAGCUCUAGCAAUCUCUAUUAUAGUCUAUCUCUGCAUACCUGAUCUCCGUACCUUACCAGGUAAAUUACUCGUUAGUCUUUUAUCAGCAUUGUUUGUAGCUGAGCUUCUCUUUCUUAUCUCAUCACAAGUCACUGCAUCUACAGUUCUGUGUAAAUCUUUAGCUAUAGUGAUACAUUAUUCUUUUCUAGCGAGUUUCUUCUGGAUGAAUGUUUUAUCAUUCGAUGCCUCGUACACUUUCUCAGGACUUACACUACUUCGAAGUAAAGGGAAAGGUACCAAGAGAUUUGUAUUGUAUUCCUUAUAUGCUUGGAUUUGUCCACUUGUAAUAGUAACAAUAUCACUGGUAUUUGAGUACAUACCUGGAAAUCAUGGACUUUCUCCAGAAUAUGGAAAUGGCAUUUGCUGGAUUACAAAUGGUAAAAGUCUGCUAUGGUUGUUUGCAUUCCCUGUUAUGCUCAUUUUAUGUCUUAAUAUAACAGCAUUUAUCCUCACUGCCAGAGGGCUAUAUAUGGCUAGCAAACUUUCUGCGAAAUAUCUGAAAAAACAUAAUAAAUUGGAGAUCAUUGUUUGCAUAAAACUGUUUUUUACUAUGGGACUUACAUGGACAUUUGCAUUCCUGUAUACUUUUACAAAAAUCGAAGAAUUCUCUCUAAUAUUUUGUAUUUUAAAUUCUUUUAUUGGAUUAUUUAUUUGCCUAUCGUUUCUCUUCACAAAGAUCGUCUGCCGCAAUAUACUUAAAAAAUUUCGUCCUAUAUCAAAAUGGCCUCCCACAGAAUCAAGUGAGAUGUCGUCAACUUCUCAGAGAACUUUAUCGACACAAAUACCAACAAAAAUUACGUUUGAAUAGUACAACUUGUUUUGUGAACGAAAGGAAUUUUAUUGUUCUUCAAAGAAUCCAUAGACAAUAUUUACGGCUUUCAUAAUGGGACAAUAUACUGACUAUAUAUUCAUUAAUAACAAUAUUUCAUGAUAUAAACGUAUUGUGUGUUUUGGGUUGGCAACUAAGUUUCCGCCGUUUUUUUAAAUUUAAAUUCUUUUUAAUGUUUAAUAAAAAAAAUAACAUCUAAUUAAUCUAUAAUGUAUUCACCCUUGUUCUUUACAACUUCUU
This is a messenger RNA of Octopus sinensis (East Asian common octopus), 1520 nucleotides long. Its product is annotated as latrophilin receptor-like protein A. The transcript has a single exon. The record is from RefSeq and is a predicted model, not a curated record. Gene Ontology annotation, biological process: G protein-coupled receptor signaling pathway; cell surface receptor signaling pathway. Gene Ontology annotation, cellular component: membrane. Gene Ontology annotation, molecular function: G protein-coupled receptor activity. Bases 6 to 1259 code for a protein of 417 amino acids. NCBI's taxonomy places the organism in Eukaryota, Metazoa, Mollusca, Cephalopoda, Octopoda, Octopodidae.